Molecule: messenger RNA, 2034 nt
Organism: Chironomus riparius
Lineage: Eukaryota; Metazoa; Arthropoda; Insecta; Diptera; Chironomidae
Source: the annotation of a GenBank genome assembly
AUGUCAAUUCUAUUAAACGAAGCAAGAACGAGUCGAGCUGAGUAUAACAUACCACUGGGCCAAUCUAUUUUACCCACGGAUUAUUUAAAUAGAUUCACCAUUUCGUCGUCAGUGGCCAAACGAAGGCCAGCUCCGCAAAUAACGGUAGCGAGCGCCCCAACUCAGGUAUUGUCACCAAAGAGAUUACGACCGGCGUCAAAUCCUCUUACAUUGACACCUACAAAUCCAACUGUCGUAUCGACACUACCGCCUGUGAUUUCAUCACAUAUUCUCAAUAAUAACUACUUGUUGGCAUCACAAACAGCAGCAGCCGCAGCAGUUGCAAACUUUCAGCAUCCUCAUCAUCAUCAUCAUCCUUUAGCGCCUUUUCAUCAUUUGAAUCAUCAUCCACAAGCCUCGCCUAUAUUACAGAAUUUGCCAUUACCACUUGCUGCAAAAUCGCCCGCAUUAACUCAAAUUAAAUCAAUUAUAUCAACUUCAACGCCAACGGGAACAAUUCCAACACAAAUUCCCAACUUUAUUGCAUCAGCUCAAUAUCAGCAGCAACAAAUCAAGUCAAUUAAUACAUCAUCGAGCUUUAACCCAUCACAAGCUGCAUUAGCAACACAACAGCAAAAUAAUUCAGCUAUUUUAACAGCUUCAACACAAGGAUUAGAACAGAAUAAUUGUAAUAACAAUAAUAAUACAACAUCCGCAUCAAAUAUAAGUGUUGCCAGCAAUAAUAAUUCAGUAGCGUCAUCUGCGACGACAUCAACAAUAACAAGUUCAGUAACAACACCAAAUACAGCAACCAACAGUAAUAUGGAUCCAGUCGGACAAAUGGGACAAAAUCCCAUGCAAUCUCAUCCAUUGUCACAAUCAAUGGAUUCUGUGAAUACCGCAAGCAAUGAGGAAGAGGUAAGGACACUUUUCGUGAGUGGCCUCCCGAUGGAUGCAAAGCCCCGUGAAUUGUACUUAUUGUUUAGAGCUUAUGAAGGCUAUGAAGGAUCAUUAUUGAAAGUCACAAGCAAAAAUGGAAAGACAGCAUCGCCAGUUGGAUUUGUCACAUUCAAUACAAGAGCUGGUGCUGAGGCAGCUAAACAGGAUUUACAGCAGGGUGUACGAUUUGAUCCCGAUAUGCCCCAAACAAUUCGCUUGGAGUUUGCAAAGAGUAACACUAAAGUCAGUAAACCUAAGCCCACACAAAAUGCAUCAUCAACAGCCGCACAUCCUGCAUUACAGAUGCACCCACUUGCUGCUGGACACUUAGGGGCACCGUUUUUUCCCGGUGGCCAUGAAUUAUGGCAUCAUCCAUUAGCAUAUUCAGCAGCAGCCGCUGAAUUGCCAGGUUCUGCUGCAGCCUUACAACACGCAACGCUAGUUCAUCCGGCUCUGCAUCCUCAGAUGCCGCAGCAGCAACAACAGCAACAAAAUUUAUCAAUUCAGCCCCAUCAUCCAUCACAAACAAUGCAUUUAUCUGGAGCAUCAGCUGGCCUUUCUACCGGUCAUUUUUUAGCCAGCCCAGCAUUAGCAAGUCCUGUUGGUUCAACUGGAACUACCCAGCCUCCUAAUCAACCAAUAUCUGCUAAUGCUCCAUGCUCGACAUUAUUUGUUGCGAAUUUAGGUCAAUUUGUAUCUGAACACGAAUUGAAAGAGAUAUUUGCUAGCUUGCCUGGCUUUAAUCGUCUACGAAUGCAGCAUACACAAUUAAAGUCAAUGUCACAACCACCUACACAACAAAUAUCUAAUCCAGCGACAAUUCAACAAUUAGCACAUUCUGGCUGUGGACAACAGGGAACGAUAACAACGAACUACAACAAUAACAAUAGUCAACAUAUACCAGUUGCAUUUGUUGAAUUUCGCGAUACUCAAAGUGCUGGUCAAGCGAUGCAACUAUUACAAGGCAAAUACUUAUUGUCAUCUGAUCGUGGAGCAAUGCGCAUUGAGUAUGCCAAGUCAAAGAUGGCUGCAAAUGAGCAUAUGAUUGCAGCAUUUCAAGCAUCAAUGACACCGACAGUUAUGUACAAUGGACAUCGAGUACAUUAUAAAAUUUAA